CCCUUUUUUUCAUAUAAAUUUUUUUAUUUUUCAAAUAAAUUUUUUGAUAUAAAUUGUCCUUGCCAUUGAUUGUUUGCACGUACAUUCGACAACAACAAAUUUAAAAAAAAAACGAUGAACAAAAUCAUUUUUGCCUACAUCUUUUCCUGUAUUUUAUUCAUAGAAAUUUGUUCGGCUAAAUUGCCAACAUUGUAUGAAUAUUAUACAAAUAAUGGAAAUAAAAUUGAUAUCGGACUAGAAGCAAAUGGCCCGGAAUUUACCUUAAAUCAUAAACCAUUUGUUAUCUAUUCCGGUUCUCUUCAUUAUUUUCGUAUCGUACCCGAAUAUUGGCCACAAACAUUACAGAAAUUUAAAGCAGCCGGUUUAAAUACUGUACAAUUUUAUAUACCAUGGAAUCGUCAUGAACCACAACCAGGUCAAUUUGAUUUUGAUUCAUAUGGUUUGAAUUUAACUGAAUUUCUAAAUGAAAUACGUAAAGCUGAUAUGUUUGCUAUUGUACGACCUGGUCCAUAUAUUUGUGCCGAAUGGGAUUUAGGUGGUUUUCCAUCCUGGUUACUCAAAGAUCCUCAUAUGAAACUACGAACACCAUACGAAGGUUAUUUAGAACCAGUACGAAAAUAUUAUCGUAAAAUAUUCGAAAUAAUCAAUCAAUUUCAAUUUACAAAAAAUGGUGGACCUAUUAUUGCACUUCAAGUUGAAAAUGAACUUUUUGGUGAUCUUGAUAAUUGGCAAAAUGUAAAUCAAAGCUUAAAAUAUUUGGACAAACUUCAUCAAAUGAUUGUUGAUGAAAAUCAUUUCAAACAAUUUUUAUUUACAUCGGAUCCAGUUUGGGCAGCUCAAAAAUUACCAGUUCAAUCAUUAAAAUAUCUACUGGAAACAGCAAAUCUUAACGAAAAUGCAUUGGAUGGAUUAACACAGCUAAAAAAUAAACAAAAAAAUCGACCAAUUUUUGUUUCAGAAUUUUGGCCCGGUUGGUUUGAUCAAUGGAAUGAUCCUUCACAUCAUCGUUAUUCAACAUUAUUAUUCGAACAACAAAUAUCGGAAAUUCUUUUCCAGGUAAAUGGUUCGGUAAAUUUUUAUAUGUUUAUUGGUGGUACAAAUUUUGCUUUUUAUAAUGGUGCACGUAUUACAACAUCAUAUGAUUAUGAUGCACCAUUAUCCGAAUCGGGAAAUUAUACGGAAAAAUAUUAUAAAACACGUGAAUUGUAUACAAAAUUAUUGGCAACUGGACGACAACCAGCCAUUGAAAUUCCAUCCAAACCACCAUCAAUUGUAAUGGCAAAAGCUUAUGGUGAUUUAACAAUGAAAGAAUAUCUUAAUUUCGAACAAAUCAUCUCACAAAUGAAACCUAUUGUAAUGAAACAAGCAUUAUUUAUGGAAUUUAUUGAUAAUUCAUCUGGUUUUGGAUUCAUAUUGUAUCGAUUGAAAACUAAACCAAUUCAAACAUUAAAUAUAACUGGAUCAAUCAAAGAUCGAGCCAUAAUAAUGAUUAAUGGUAAAAUCUUAACGAAAAUUGAAGAUGGUGCUAAAAAUUUAAGUAUCCAUUUAAAAAAUCCAUCUGAAUGGUUUGCUAAUUCAGAUGUAGACGAAUAUAAUUUGGAUAUUUUAGUGGAAAAUCUUGGUCGUGCAGAUUAUAACAUUGCUUUAAUGAAUAAGGAACGUAGAGGAAUAAACAGUACAAUUCUUCUUGAUGGCAAUGUUUGCAACGAAAUUCAUACAUAUACUUUUGAUUUUAAUCAAAAUUUUAUGAAAUCUACUGUCCAUUCAAAAUGGAAUCCAAUUACAACGAAUGAUGAUAAUGAUGAAAAAGGUACACGAUUAUAUCGGACACAAUUUCGAAUAGAAUCCAAUCCUACUGAUACAUUUAUGAAAUUACCGCCAACCUGUAUACCUUUACAAAAGUAUUUGUUAAAGUUAUAACCUGCAAAACUACAUCGUGGACCACAGAAAGCAUUAUAUAUUCCUGGUCCAUUAUUGCGGUCGGGUGAAAAUGUAAUCCAUAUUUUUGAAUUGGAUAAACGUGGUUCGAAAAUCCAAUUAAUCGAUCAUCCAAUAUUGGAAUAAGAAAAUUUUUUUUCCUGAGAAAUUCAAUAAAAUUUAUUUUAAAAUAUA
Messenger RNA from Dermatophagoides pteronyssinus (European house dust mite), 2112 nucleotides. RefSeq names its product beta-galactosidase-1-like protein 3. Gene Ontology annotation, molecular function: beta-galactosidase activity. Gene Ontology annotation, biological process: carbohydrate metabolic process. Lineage: Eukaryota; Metazoa; Arthropoda; Arachnida; Sarcoptiformes; Pyroglyphidae. The record is from RefSeq and is a predicted model, not a curated record.